Staurois parvus is the source of this 249-nucleotide messenger RNA. The record is from the annotation of a GenBank genome assembly. NCBI's taxonomy places the organism in Eukaryota, Metazoa, Chordata, Amphibia, Anura, Ranidae.
AAGUGACAUCUUGCUUACUACUUUGCAUGUGAUCACUGAUUGGCCAAUCAGUGAUCACAUAAACAGUAGUAAACAAGAUGUCACUUCUGACAUCAUUGCUUACUACUAGUGAAAUCUGUGAAUGAUUACAGAGAUCACAUGGUACAAGGCUAUUCUCCAUUGUACCAUGUGACAAGCUGUCACCAAUCACAGCUCUCACAGUAUUUCUCAGCAGCUGAAAGAAUACAGCCAGAGGAGAAAUGAUUGCUU